This is a messenger RNA of Desarmillaria tabescens, 561 nucleotides long. RefSeq names its product HIT-like protein. The record is from RefSeq and is a predicted model, not a curated record. NCBI's taxonomy places the organism in Eukaryota, Fungi, Basidiomycota, Agaricomycetes, Agaricales, Physalacriaceae. The transcript is spliced from 4 exons. Gene Ontology annotation, biological process: nucleotide metabolic process. Bases 59 to 520 code for a protein of 153 amino acids. Gene Ontology annotation, molecular function: catalytic activity.
CCCAUGACCGCGAAACUCGCAAUGACCCUGACUCCCUUCGCAAGGUUUCCCUUCUACUAUGACCUCUUUCCUUAUCAAAGCACACGUCAACAGAAAGCCUUCAGCUUGGCAUUCGGACCCUGAGUGCGCCUUCUGUCGAAUCAUCAACAACGAAACUCCCUCCAGACGCGUAUACGAGGAUGAUAAGAUUAUUGCCAUCCUAGAUAUCCUUCCCCUACGCAAGGGCCACACUCUAGUUAUUCCAAAGGUGCAUUGUGCGCGCUUAUCGGAACUCCCCCCGGAAUUUGCUGCCGCGCUGGGAGCCGGCGUAACCAAAAUCGCUCAUGCUUUGACACAAGCUCUGGACAACACCGCUUUGAAUGUUGUAUGCAACCAAGAAUAUGCACAAGCAGUCCCACAUGUAAUGCACAACCCUCCUUUAACGGGGCGCCAGAUGCAUCAAAUGGAGUUCGAAUCUCGAGAAGAGUUGGACGAUGACGACGCUGUGUCUCUUCUGCAACUUUUAAGAGCAAAACUGUAGGUAAACUGAGAAGAGACAAAUACAAUAUACAUCGUAUCAAG